AUGUCAACUCUCCAAAGCAACAUCCGCGUUUUCAUUCAGUGGAAAGAACAAACCGUAUUCGCGGGCGAAGAUAUAGAGUGCCAAAUUACUUUCAAAAAUGUCGCGACAACUCCAGCCUCAUCAAAAUCAUCAUUACAUCCAUCCGGGCCCAAUGGGUACCUGCAGUCCCCCGAAAGGCACAGGAGACCUCCGUCGCAAAUCAAAAAUUCCACCCUGAGUCCGCAGUCUGGAGUACCAAACAGAGGUGAUCAUCGAUCGUCCCUUUCCUUGACAGUACCACCCGAAUCAGUGCAUUCAAAACAAUUGGAACAAUGGAGUCGUGGAACAUCGAGACCUGGAAGAGGAGUGGAAGGGCACAAGCGAUCCGUGUCUAUUAUAUCAAUGGGGGCUAGUGAAAGUGCUAUCGAGGAAGUCGCCAAUCACGGAAGCUUGGCUGAGAGGCCUGGGAGGGGUGGCAGAGCCCAUGGCCGGUCUGCAAGCUUGCAAAUCGUCCCGAGGAGGAAUGGAGUCAAUGGAGGGCCGAUGACAGCACCACUUAAUUCUCGAAUACCACCGCACCCUUCGCCGCUAAUGGGCUCCUCUUUCCCACCAAAUUCGUCCGUACCUCAUAGUACCCCGCGGCGACAUACAGGUACAAGUACUGCGCCCGGUACGCCUGCACCUGGAGCACAUUUUGCGAGACGGAAAGACUCCACUCCACUUGCACCAGCCUUUAGGUUUCCAGCAACCACCUUCCCUCUAGUUGAUAGCCGACGAAACUCGCAUGUUGAAGAUGAUGGCGCGAACCACAAACUCCAUGAUUGUAACCGAUUGCUUUCGCCAAGGUCGCGGGACACUGUACCACCUAUUUCGGACCAUAUAGCACCGGCACCUAUUGCCAGAAUUCUCUCGCCAUCUAGUAUGGGAGGCACACCGCGAAGCAGCGGAGAGUUCUACACUCUAAGCAACAACUCGACGGAGACCCUGGCCUCCGAAUACUUGCCACAACCAUCAAAUCGCAUGCCCCCGUACAGUGGGCAUCACAUAAAACGGUCCUCAAAUCUAGCUCCGGGUGGCAGUCACAGGCCACCAGAAACGUUAAUGAUGGGUUACGCUCAGAUUCAUGGGUCUUUCGUGCUGGAUCCAUCGUUGAUCAUUCAAGCCCCAUUUGAAGAAGUGAAGCGAAAGGGUGCGAUCGGCGGCCAAGGUGGUGGUGUGAUAGGAGUAGAAUCCAACAAAAGAGACAGUGGCCUUUUGCGAACCUUUGGUUGGGGGAGCCUAGGGGAAUCAUUAGGUGGUCUCUUGGGUGGCGGCGAGCUAAGUAGCAUGAAAGAUAUGCGGGGCAGAGUCAAUUCCCGUUCCGUACCUUUACUGUCGACGCCACAAUCGAUUUUGUUUGUGGACUUAAAAUUGGCUCCUGGGGAAAGUCGGAGCUACAAAUACUCUUUUAAAUUACCCAGGGGCUUACCUCCUAGCCAUCGAGGUAAGGCUAUUAAGAUAUCUUACAAGCUCGUCAUCGGCACCCAACGACCAGGAGGUGCCAAAGAGCAACAAGUCAAAUCGGUCGAAAUACCAUUCCGGCUCUUAGGGAGUGUGAAUUCCCAUGGUGAGCUUCUUGGACAUGACCUCAUGUUACCUUACAUAUUACUCCGAGAUCAAGCUAGAAUUCAAACUAUCAAUACGCAGUCUGAUGAGAGCUUAAGUUCCACACCCAAGAAACUUUCGGUUAAUACUCAAAAGUCUCAGAAGCAUAACGAUUCGAAUCUAGGUGAUUUUCUCGCAUACGUCGAUGAACUAAUUACGAAGCCAAGAAGGAACUCCAAUUUUAAUCUAUUAUCACCUACAGAAGAUAUAGGGUCUAGACGUCAAUCUAUCAUCGAGGAACCUGCAACUGCAAAAGAAGCUAUCGAUAUGGCUAUACUUCGCAGUAAUAUUGCCACAGAAUCUCAACAGAGUGCAAACCGAUUCGAGAUUGCUCGCGGUGGAAAACGAGUUGCGGUAGUUAUGUUGGCUAGGCCGGCAUAUCGCCUAGGCGAAACUAUCACUGCAGCCAUCGAAUUUACCGAUGCUGAAAUCCCUUGCUAUGCAGUCCACGCAGCUCUGGAAACAUCUGAGAAAGUCGACCCCUCUAUCGCACUCCGUUCCGAAGCAAGUAUCUUUCGCGUCACUCGGCGCGUUCACGUUUCUCAUUCCGAAUCUACACUCUUUGCUCGCCGUAUCGUUUUUGCCCCUACCAUUCCCGUCACCGCCACACCGGAAUUUAUCACUAGUGGUGUGUCACUUGAUUGGCGUAUUCGCAUCGAAUUUGUCACGCCUAGGCUGGCAACCGUGGAUAACGAGGUUAUUGAUUUAUCCCACGAAUUGUUAGAAGAAUAUACGAAUGAUGAACGAGGGGUAGUCUAUGCAGCGGUUCAAGGACUGGAAUGUGAAAGCUUUGAAGUUGCUGUUCCAAUCCGAGUCUACGGUGCCUUGGCCGGCACUACAGAGAACGGGGAAAGCGAGACGAUGGGCCUCGUUGUAUAA
Messenger RNA from Sclerotinia borealis F-4128, 2502 nucleotides. Lineage: Eukaryota; Fungi; Ascomycota; Leotiomycetes; Helotiales; Sclerotiniaceae. The record is from the annotation of a GenBank genome assembly.